Messenger RNA from Fopius arisanus, 1380 nucleotides. NCBI's taxonomy places the organism in Eukaryota, Metazoa, Arthropoda, Insecta, Hymenoptera, Braconidae. The record is from RefSeq and is a predicted model, not a curated record.
AUGUGGCCAAAGACAAUAAUCUGUGGACUGUGGUCAAUCUUGCUAACCCUAACUUUGGGUAGUCGUCCGGAAAUCGAAGAUCAAUUAAACGUCAAAUACAUCCAAGAACAUCCAGGACUUUUCUAUGAGGACAUCGGGCGAAUGAAAAUGAUCGAGAAGGAAUGGCAGAUUAUCACAACCGUUGAUUAUACCUCAUUACGCGAAAAACUCACUAAGGGCAUAAAACCACAAUAUGACGCUGUCUGGGACCAAUGUAUCUUUACAUUUAGCCUUAGAGAUUGUGAACAAUAUUUGGAACACGAUCAUUAUCAAACACUACAGCAGGAAGGAAGAACAAUGGAUCAACACCUGACUGAAAUAAUACAAGCAGCAAGGAAAGAUGAAGAGAGCAGAACCGUGAAAAGAGCUCCAUUCCUCGGAUUCAUCCGAUCAAUAUCACGAUCGUUGUUUGGUACCAUGGAUUACAACGAUUUCGAACACAUCAACAAGGAAAUUGACAAGCUCUACAAUGGCCAAAACCAAAUCACACACCUGGUGAAUAAUGCAACGCACAUAAUCAGGUCGGAAAUCGACAAGAUGAUGGAUCACAUGGAGAUAUCCCGGAGAAACAUCAAGAUUCUGAGGAAUACCACUGAACGUCUACAACAAGGGCUCAGCCGUCAAGCAAGCUCCAUUGCUUUAAUUGAAAUGUCAAUGAAAUUCCAGCAUGCAGGCAACGAGUUGAUUCAUUCUGCAGAAAUCGUCCGAGGCUCUACGGGAAAAAUCAUCGAAGCCAUUGAUGCUUCAAAACAUGGGAGAAUCACCCAAACCUUCCUUACUCCAAAGCAACUGAACCAAGCAACGGAAGAAAUCCGGAAACACCGUUCAGAGCUGGAAUUCCCGAUCCCUAAGGGCAAGACGGAUUACCCUGCACUAUCAAAAAUCAGCACAAUCCACACAGGUCACACUAAAGGAAAAUACACGAUGUUACGCUUGGCUGGUAAGCAGAACACUACUACUAGGUAUUUUCAUGGAGGUUACACAUAUCACUUAGAUCCCAGAGUUUCAGUAACGAUUUUUCGUUGCACAUUGAGGAACCGGGAACAGUGCAGAGCUGUGAUAUAUGUGAACUCUCUUGACAAUCUAGCCAAUCAACCUGUAAUGGUUCGCGAGAAUCAUGGGCAUGAGCCGGAUCAUUUUCUACCUCUGAGAGAGAAAAUCACGGAGGAAGUUCUCCAGUUAGCUUUGAGCUGGGAAGACCCAAAAGAAAUAUUCAAUCGGGCCAAGGCCAAAGGAGGGCAUCGUCCAAUUGCUGCUGGCCUUUUUACUAUUGUGAGUUUAAGCAGAAAAUGGCUAAUGCCCGCAGAGCACAUGUCCCACCAACGCCAACCAGUUCACUAG